ACAGUCAUUGGAUUUUAAGGAACUCCUCCUGGAUACUUUGUAUAAGGACACCGGCGGAGUUUUCCUACAGGCUUCUUCCCCGGGGGUUUAAAACGCUGGAAACAGGUGUAUUUGAGCAAGUCAAGAUGUCCAUUCUCCCUUCAAGGUUCAUUUACGUGUGUUUACAUUUCCUAGUCCUCUAUUUCCAGAUACAGGAAUCUCAGCAGAGUUUGCCUGAUUUCCGUUUCUACAUCGUGAACCACACGAGGAACCCUGACGACCUGAGCCGGAAGCAGAUCCGCAUCUACCAGCUGUACAGCCGCACCACGGGCAAGCAUGUGCAGAUCCUGGGCAAGAAGGUUAACGCCAACGGGGAGGACGGGGGCAAGUACGCUCUCCUGGUGGUCGAGACAGAGACAUUCGGGAGCCACAUCAGAAUAAAGGGAAAGGAGAGUGGCUAUUACAUCUGCAUGAACAAGAACGGCAAAGUCAUCGGGAAGCUCAAUGGGAACAGUCAGGAGUGCGUCUUUGUGGAGGAGUUCUUGGAAAACAACUACACAGCGCUGGUGUCGGCCAAGUACAAAGGCUGGUACCUGGGUUUCAACAGGAAAGGGAGGCCCAAGAAAGGCUCGCGGACCAUGCAAACCCAACAGGAAGUGCACUUCAUGAAGCGCGACCCAAAGGGCAAAGUGGACCCGGUGGAGGACUUCCCUUUCACCACGGUAACCAAACGGACACGCAGGGCAAGGCGUUUAAAACCCAACUCCCGCGUCAAAUGACUGCUGGAUUUCUCAAAGAAAUCUCACGCCUCUUGCCUCAAACGUUGAAGGCCGA
Megalops cyprinoides (Indo-Pacific tarpon) is the source of this 813-nucleotide messenger RNA. Its product is annotated as fibroblast growth factor 18-like. Gene Ontology annotation, biological process: regulation of cell migration; positive regulation of cell population proliferation; heart morphogenesis. Lineage: Eukaryota; Metazoa; Chordata; Actinopteri; Elopiformes; Megalopidae. The transcript is spliced from 6 exons. The record is from RefSeq and is a predicted model, not a curated record. Gene Ontology annotation, molecular function: type 2 fibroblast growth factor receptor binding; type 1 fibroblast growth factor receptor binding; growth factor activity. The coding region runs from base 126 to 758 and encodes 210 amino acids. Gene Ontology annotation, cellular component: cytoplasm.